Messenger RNA from Brassicogethes aeneus, 1887 nucleotides. The record is from the annotation of a GenBank genome assembly. NCBI's taxonomy places the organism in Eukaryota, Metazoa, Arthropoda, Insecta, Coleoptera, Nitidulidae.
GCAAGGACACCAAAAGAUGGUGGUGGGGAAUUAGGCUUCCAAAAUAAUGCGUGCGUUUAAAAGCGAUUAUUAAUUACAAAAUGCUAGCAUAUAUUGUGGAGUGUAAAGUAAAUACUAUCAUUUAGCUAUUGUGAAACGGAAAGGACUGAAAAGUGUUUGCGUAAUGUUGGUGCGUUUGUUUGGGGAUAGUGAAAAACGACAGUUGUAUUUAUUUUAAAAGAGGAAAUUUUACAAAGUUUGACAAUAGAUACACUUCAUACUUACAUAAAAAUUCAUUAUAUUUGAGCAUCUUUAGAGAAUUUUACAAGUCUACUUUUUAUUUAUAUACUUUAUACUAUUUUAUACACAAGAAAAAUGAGUACAAUGGAGAGCAUUGAUGAAAGAAUUUUGAGGCAAACCAAACUUUCAGUGUCCAGAGAUCUUUUUAACGUGAGGCCUAGUAUAUUAAAUUAUGAUCGGUUUAUACCCUCAAGGGCUCACAAUAAUUGGGAAACUAGUUAUGCUACAAUAUCUGAAGGUAGUAGAGGCCCCCAGCCGGGCAAAAAGGCCAGAGAAGGUGGAGAAGCUGGUAGAGAUAGUUCUGUAUACAACAUCAUUCUUCGUAAUGAAAUAUUGGGUGAAAAUAAUGAAGACAUUAAAGUACAGUGUGAUGAUCGUCAGGCUUUAACCCCUAUUAAAAGUAGGAAUUUAUUCAAAUAUGGGACUCCAGUUAAGAAUGAAAAAACCCCCGUGAAAACUGUGCAAGCAAGUCCGUACUCCCUGUCGCCCCUAAGCGUCAGCAGUCAAAGAUUGCUGCGAUCCCCUCACAAAGCGACCAGGAAAAUAUCCAGGAUACCUUUUAAAGUGCUGGACGCUCCCGAAUUACAAGACGAUUUCUACCUCAACCUGGUGGACUGGUCGGUGCAAAAUGUUCUCAGCGUCGGUCUAGGCAGCUGCGUCUACCUCUGGUCUGCGUGCACAAGUCAGGUGACCCGUUUGUGCGACCUGAGCAGCGACGGCAACGUGGUGACGUCGGUGGCGUGGAGCGAGCGUGGACAUCUGGUGGCCGUGGGCACGCACAACGGCUACGUGACCGUGUGGGACGUGGCCGUCAACAAGCAGGUGAACAAGUUGCAGGGGCACACGGCCCGCGUGGGGGCGCUGGCGUGGAACGGCGACGUGCUCAGCUCGGGGAGCAGGGACAGGCUCAUUCUGCAGCGGGACACGAGGACGCCGCCGACCGUGACCGAACGACGCCUCGUGGGUCACCGUCAAGAGGUGUGCGGUCUGAAAUGGUCGCCCGACAACCAGUACCUGGCGUCGGGCGGCAACGACAACCGCCUGUACGUGUGGAACGCGCAGUCGCUCUCGCCCGUCCAGACCUACACCGACCACCUCGCGGCCGUCAAGGCCAUCGCCUGGUCCCCGCACCACCACGGCCUGCUUGCCAGCGGCGGCGGCACCGCCGACCGCUGCAUCCGCUUCUGGAACACUUUAACUGGCCAGCCGAUGCAGUGCGUGGACACCGGCUCGCAGGUGUGCAACCUGGCCUGGUCCAAGCACAGCUCCGAGCUGGUCUCCACCCACGGCUACUCGCAGAACCAGAUCUUAGUCUGGAAGUACCCGAGUCUGACGCAGGUGGCCAAACUCACAGGCCACUCGUACAGGGUGCUGUAUUUGGCGCUGUCGCCCGACGGCGAGGCGAUAGUCACGGGCGCCGGGGACGAGACCCUGCGCUUCUGGAACGUCUUCAGCAAGGCAAGAUCUCAAAAGGAAACGCGCUCGGUUCUCAGCCUCUACACCGGUAUCCGGUAAGCGUCUUUUCCCACGUUAGACCGGUGCAGAAGCCUUUAAAAAUAACAGUAGGAUGAAACCCAUUGGAAAAGGAGGGGAAUAUAAUAAAAAUAA